AUGGCGCCAGCAGCGAAACGGAACAACAGCUCCCUCCCUUCGGGCUACGUCGAGGACAAGUCCAAGGGCCCGAUGUUGAGAUUCCAGGACUCCCUGCCUCGCCUGCCCGUACCCACGCUGGAGGAGACAGCAGCCCGCUACGUCAAGACCCUGCACCCUCUUCUCUCCGAAUCCGAGUUUGCCGCCAGCAAAAAGGCCGUCGAGGACUUUGUUAAACCUGGCGGUGUUGGCAGAAAACUACAAGAGAAAUUGGUCGCACGCAGAGAAGACCCAGCCCACCGAAACUGGCUGUACGAGUGGUGGAACGACGCCGCAUACCUCACUUACCGGGACCCUGUCGUCCCCUACGUUAGCUACUUCUACUCCCAUCGCGAUGACCGCCGCCGAAGGAAUCCCGCCAAGAGAGCCGCCGCCAUUACCUCGGCCGUUCUUGAGUUUAAGAAGCAGGUCGACGAAGGCACCCUCGAGCCCGAAUACAUGAAGAAACUGCCCAUCUGCAUGGACAGCUACAAGUGGAUGUUCAACACCAGCCGUGUCGCUGCGAAGCCUGCCGACUACCCGGUGAAAUUCUCACACAAGGAGCACAAGCACAUCAUCGCCAUCCGAAAGAACCAGUUCUUCAAAAUCCUGCACGAGGUCGACGGUAAGCAGCUGAAUGCAUCCGAGUUUGAGCAGCAGUUCAGCAAAGUCUAUGAGCUGGCCCAGCGCGUUCCUGCCGUUGGUGCCCUGACAAGCGAGAACCGUGACGUCUGGGCCGAUGCGCGGGAGAUUCUGCUCAAGGCCAGUCCUAAGAACGCUGCCGCUCUGGAGGCUAUCGAGGCCGCAUCUUUUGUCGUCUGCCUCGAUGACGCCGCUCCCGUCACCCUUGAGGAGCGCGCCCACCAAUACUGGCACGGUGACGGCGCAAAUCGCUGGUACGACAAGCCGUGCCAAUUCAUUGUCAACGACAACGCUACCUCGGGCUUUAUGGGGGAGCACUCCAUGAUGGACGGAACACCCACACACCGUCUCAACGACUUCAUCAACGACCUCAUCUUCAACAACAAGCUGGAUCUCUCUGACCCUUCAAUUCGCUCCAACCUCUCUGACCCUCAGGUCGUCAAGUUCGAAGUCACCAAGGAAGUCCAGGCCGAGAUUGACCGGGCUACCAAGGACUUCCACAAUGUUAUUGGCCAACACGAGCUCGCCGUCCAGGCAUACCAGGGCUACGGAAAGGGUCUCAUCAAGAAGUUCAAGUGCUCGCCCGAUGCCUAUGUCCAAAUGGUCAUCCAGCUGGCCUACCACAAGAUGUACGGCAAGAACCGACCCACCUACGAGUCCGCUGCUACCCGUCGCUUCCAGCAAGGUCGCACUGAGACGUGCAGAACUGUCUCGGAUGCCUCUGUCGCUUGGUGCAACGCCAUGGCCGACCCUAACACGGAGGACAAGGACAAAAUUGAUCUUUUCCGCCAGGCCGUCGACGCCCAUCUGGAGUACAUCACGGCUGCUUCGGACGGUAAGGGUGUCGACAGACAUCUUUUCGGCCUGAAAAAGCUGCUCGAGCCCGGUCAAGACUUGCCCGCCAUCUACCAGGACCCAGCCUUCUCUUACUCUGCCUCUUGGUACCUGUCGACGUCACAACUGAGCUCCGAGUUCUUCAAUGGGUACGGUUGGAGUCAGGUAAUCGAUGCCGGCUUUGGCAUUGCCUACAUGAUCAACGAAAACAGCAUCAACUUCAAUGUUGUUUCCAAGGGUCUCGGCAGCCAGAGGAUGAGCUUCUUCCUCAACGAGGCUGCUGGUGACAUGCGUGACCUCUUGAUGCCUACGAUUAAGCCGGCCAAGGCGAAGCUAUAG
Molecule: messenger RNA, 1833 nt
Organism: Colletotrichum karsti
Lineage: Eukaryota; Fungi; Ascomycota; Sordariomycetes; Glomerellales; Glomerellaceae
Product: carnitine acetyl transferase
Exons: 3
Coding region: 1-1833 (610 amino acids)
Biological process (GO): carnitine metabolic process
Cellular component (GO): mitochondrion; peroxisome
Molecular function (GO): carnitine O-acetyltransferase activity
Source: RefSeq, a predicted model, not a curated record